AUGGGUUUUCCAGUGCAGCCAGUGCAAUAUCUCAAUACUAUGGACAACUUGAACUUUGUAUUCCCUGAUCCACCUGGUCAUCUGUCCGACUUAGAUGGCAGUAACCAGAGUUGUCCACCAAACUUGUACAAGACUCCAGGACGUGGACACCAAGUGCCAUCAUACCCUCAGUUCUACCCAACAGAUCACUCAGCCAACAUGAUCCCACCAGCUAUGCACGGUUUACAGCUUGACCCAAAUCUCGCCUACUCGCAAAAUCUAUUUAAUAACAUUGAUCCCUAUAUGUUCGCUUCCUUGUCAGACCCGGCCUUUUACCCCCCACUGCCCUCCCUAUGUCACCUCCUAGAACAACGUGACACUGAAGAUACUUCUGCGUUCCAAAACUCGGUAGUCCAACAUGACACCCCCCAGGGCAUGCCCAGUCUCCCCAGUGUGCGCAACAAGUCCACAAGUGAUGAUUCACCGUCCAACAGUGAGGACAGAACCCACCAUUCAUCCACUCACCAAAAUCUUCCAGCCACACAUGACACCCCCCCAGAUGUGCCUCCUGUCUCAAGUAAUGAAUUGACAUCCAACACCGACAAUCGUCAUGAGACGACCCAGGACACUGGCACCAUUGUGCAAGGAUGCGCCAGCAAAAUGGUUCCUGAAGCCAAUAAUUUGUCAUGGGCUGUGAGGAACCCUAGCAGACCAGUGCUGGUUCCUCGAGCACCUCUCAACGCGAUGCAGAAGGGACGUGCUAAUGCGCAGAGAGCAUUGCAUAAGAUUUUGGCUCAGCAACGCAAGGAGGCGGAAGAUGCCCUGCACAUGGCCAUUCAAAAAGCUCUCUCUGAGCAUGAGGAAAAGACUAACCAUCUCACUAUUGAACAUGGUAUCACUGUGGAGAAGGUGAAGAAGCUUAUGGGAGGCGAAAGGCACUACAAAGGCAAUUGA
Messenger RNA from Suillus plorans, 933 nucleotides. RefSeq lists its product as uncharacterized. NCBI's taxonomy places the organism in Eukaryota, Fungi, Basidiomycota, Agaricomycetes, Boletales, Suillaceae. The transcript is spliced from 2 exons. The record is from RefSeq and is a predicted model, not a curated record. The coding region runs from base 1 to 933 and encodes 310 amino acids.